AUGUUACUUCAAAGGUUACGGUAUCGACCCCGACGUCCUUUUUGGCAGCUUCCCCAACAUCGAUUUCCAGUUUUAUCCCUUUACAAAACGCUGCUCAGAUUAUCUAAAACAUUUCCCAAUGAUAUUCACAGGAAAUAUUUAUACUUUACUAUUCGUGAAAAAUUUAGAUCUAGACGUUAUGAAACUUCAGUGGUUUCAACUAUCGAGCAUUUGAAAGAGGCACAAGAAUGUCGGCUCACUUUACAAAAAGCAUUGCGAGGUGAUAAAGAGUCCUUUCAACAUAUUGAUGACUUGGCUUGGGGUAGGAAAGGUAGGCUCAAAGAAGUACUGGAAGUA
Molecule: messenger RNA, 336 nt
Organism: Racocetra persica
Lineage: Eukaryota; Fungi; Glomeromycota; Glomeromycetes; Diversisporales; Gigasporaceae
Source: the annotation of a GenBank genome assembly